GGGACCCCGAACCCGCCAGAGGAAAGGUGCCCCUCCGCGGGACUUUCCCAGGAGACGCGCUCACACAGGGGAAAUUAAUUCCAAUGAGUGUGAAAAUGUGUCAAAGAAAAAGAAAAUGUCAGAGGAAUUUGAAGCUGAUACUUUGGAUACUCUGGUAGACCUGCCAUUUGCUACUGUAGAUAUUAAAGAUGAUUGUGAAAUGACAGAUGAACCUCAAAUAAAUUUGAAGAGAAGUGAAGAAAAUGAAUGGAUCAAGAGUGAUGCAAUAAAGAAGAAGAAAAAAAAGCAAAAAGAUUGUCAACCCAACUAUUUCCUUUCCAUUCCAAUCACCAACAAAGAGAUUACAAGAGGAAUUAAGAUCCUGCAAGAUGAAAUAAUACAGCAAGAUAAGCGACUGGCUAAAGCAAUGGUCAGUGACGGUUCCUUUCAUAUUACCCUGCUAGUGAUGCAAUUAUUAAAUGAAGAUGAAGUAAACAUUGGUAUUGAUGCUCUUUUGGAAUUGAAACCAUUCAUUGAAGAAGUCCUCCAAGGAAAACAUUUAACUUUGCCCUUUCAAGGGAUUGGCACUUUUGGAAAUCAAGUUGGAUUUGUGAAGCUGGCAGAAGGUGAUCAUGUAAACCUGCUUUUGGAGAUAUCAGAGAUUGCAAAAAGGACAUUUCAAGAAAAAGGCAUCCUGGCAGGAGAAAGCAGAAGUUUUAAGCCUCAUUUGACCUUCAUGAAAUUGUCGAAAGCACCACGGCUCCGUAGGAAUGGAGUGAAAAAAAUAGACCCUGAAUUAUAUGAAAAAUUUAUCAGUCACAGAUUUGGAGAAGAAGUAUUAUAUCGCAUAGAUCUUUGCUCCAUGCUGAAGGAAAAACAAAGUAAUGGUUAUUAUCACUGUGAGUCUUCAAUUGUGAUUGGUGGAAAGAACGGAGGGGAGCCCGAGGACGCUGAACUGGUGAGACUCAGUAGGAGGCUGGUGGAGAACGCAGUGCUUAAGGCUGUCCAGCAGUAUCUGGAAGAAACACAGAACAAAAACAAACCAGGGGAGGGGAACUCUGUGAAGACUGGAGAGGCAGAUGGGAAUGGCAAUGACAAUGAGAACCACACGAAAUGAGAACGGAACCAGGCCCAGAGGCUCCAGGAAAAGCACCCCUGCUCUGCUUUGCUGGGUAUAGGGACCCACUUGCAGCACGCUGUUUAAGUUUCUCUUGUCCAAUUCGUGGAGAUUGCCUAAUAUUGCGUGAUUGAAGUGUCUGAAUUUCUGAAACACAAUAGAAGCAAAAUGGAGUGCUGGGACUGGCGGAAGAAACUAGUUUAUGAAAGAAGAACGCCCAGGUUUCCCUUGCCUCCAGCCGUGUACAAGGGAGAGGGGACUUUGGGUUAUACCUCCUGGACACAAAUUAAAGGCAGCCGAAGAGGCCUUGCCAUCAAAGGAAUACUGCCAUUUAUACUGCUUAGCAGGGCAUUUGACUACUUUAUCUGAGGCCUGAACUCACACACAGCUAUCAAGUGCUGAGUUGAAAGUCAUCACUCUUGAAAUGAUCAUCGUGCAAUUUGUCCAUAAUGUUUCACGUUUGUCCUAAGUGUGCUGUUGCUAUGCAGUGAUCUUUAUUUAUAGUAAAUUAUGUUUCAUGUAAAUGAUAUAUUUUUGGUGAACUGCUACUUUUUCUAUAAAAUGUGGGCAACAUUUUAAAGUUUUUUUUAAAACCCUAUUUUGAUAAGUCAGUGUGCCACAUUUAAUGUUUUUCAUUGGCAUUUGUAGUUAAAUGUAUUAUAUAAUUUUUUUUUUCCUUAGGCAAGAAACCUAUUGGAAUUCAAGACUUAAUUAAUGAAGCUUUGCAUCGAGAAAGGAUGGGUCUGAAGUCCAAAGUGAAAGAGAUAAAGGAACUUCUAUUAAAGCCUGAGACUCAGGCCAAAAUUAGGAGGGAGCUUUUUGAAGGAAGACUCAUUAACAAUAUUAAUCAAGCAAAUGAUGUUGAUUUCAGCACAACAUUAACAUAAGUUCUGCAUUGCUGUUAUGGCAACAUUGUUUAUGAAAUCUUUUCAGCUUAUUAAAUAGCUCUUUGGUGAGUACCAAAAAAGUGUUCUGAUAGUAUCUUCGCCAUAGCAAACCAACAUUUGGUAAGGAAUUAACAGUUUCUUGCCGAAGAAAACCAGUUCUGCCCUAUUAUUUUUUUGAGUAAACUUGUGUUUUAGUACGCCUGUUUCUGUAAUAUUGUGAAUUAUUUUAUAGAAGUGACUUAAUUAGCUGUUGUGAGAUGUUCCUUGGGCCCUUGGAGGUAAAAAAUAUAGACUGUGAAAAAAUCAUUUACAGACAAAAUGAAACAAAGCCAACAGCAGUAUUUCAAGGGUCACUUGCCUCCUGUGGACAUGAUUGUUGUCAAAUCAAAAGAAGCAUUGUCCAGGCGUGUCUACAAUCUAGUGUUACUUUUAAUGAGAAUUUGAAUGUUUAUUGAACACUAGUACUUGAAUGAACAUUUAUAAAUGUUACUAUUGCAAUCACUGGUUAAGAAUGUUUUAUAAUAUCCAUAUAAUAUUUUUCACUGAUCAAACUGUAGUUUGCUUUUUCAUUUCUUAAUGAAUAAAUGUUUGGGAUUUUUAUUUUUUACUUUUCUGAAGAUAAGCUCCAGGUCUUAUCAUAUUCCUCAUAAUCUGAAUUUGUUUGCACUGGUUCAUUUUUAAAGCGCAUUCUUGAAAAAUUUCCCCUAUGUGAUGAUUAUUGGUAACAGCUUUUUCUGUGGUCAUUGCAAAAUUGCUGCCACCAGUAGAUCAUGAUAGAGGGGGAAAUUAUUGGAGAUCAAAUAUGUAAUCAUUUCAAAUAUAAAAUCCAGUUUACUCAUGGAUUUUUAGCUAUUUUUUCACUGGGUAAAUUAUACGACAUUUAUUUAUAAAUGAGUUAAUGCAUUUUCAUGCCUCUUAAUAAACGUAUUGUUUUCCCUUGU
Messenger RNA from Carlito syrichta (Philippine tarsier), 2924 nucleotides. It is a transcript of the gene AKAP7, whose product is annotated as A-kinase anchoring protein 7. The record is from RefSeq and is a predicted model, not a curated record. Lineage: Eukaryota; Metazoa; Chordata; Mammalia; Primates; Tarsiidae. Gene Ontology annotation, molecular function: protein kinase A regulatory subunit binding. Bases 116 to 1096 code for a protein of 326 amino acids. Gene Ontology annotation, cellular component: cytosol. The transcript has 8 exons.